AUGGUUGUGUACAAAGUGACAGUGAAGACCGGUGACAAGAUGGUGGAAGGCACGAUCGAUCAUGUCUUCAUCACCCUCCAUGGCACGGAGGGCAAGAGCGAGCGCAAGAAACUCAACGACUCUCCUGAGCUCAGCAGUGGCGUGGAAAAGGAGUACAAGGUGGAGUGCGAGGCCUCGCUGGGGAAAGUGUUUCUGAUUGGCUUAGAGAAGGAGCAGUAUCUCUUCUUGCCGGAUGAUGAUUGGUUCUGCCUGACGGUGAUGGUGAAAACGCCAGAGGACGAGACGCUGCAUUUCCCAUGCUACUCGUGGGUCAUAGAAAGACAGCUCCUGUUGGUUGAGGACCCCAAGGAGCUGCCGCAUGAGGCCCGCUUCUCCCUGGACAAACGCAUGGACGUGCUGCUCACCGCCAAGACCAUGAUCGCUGAACUGACGAUAAAAUUCCUCGCAUCCAGCAAGAAGCCUUGGGCCAAGCUGGACGACAUAGGCCAAGUCUUCUGGUUCAACAAGACCCAGGCAUCUGGUUAUGUGCAGCAGCACUGGAAAGAGGACGAGUUCUUUGGCUAUCAGUUUUUGAAUGGUGCCAACCCCAUGACCAUCCAGAGAUGCCAGCAGCUGCCACCCAAGUUUGCCGUCACCAAUGACAUGGUGCAACCAUUUCUGGGAGGAAGUACCCUGCCGGCAGAGCUACAGAGUGGCAACAUUUUCCUGUGUGAUUACUCCCACCUGGCCGAGGUACCAACCAACGUCAUCAACCAGCGACCGCAGUACGUCCCAUCACCCUUCUGCCUGCUCUUCAAAAACAAGGAGGACAAACUGGUACCCAUCGCCAUCCAGCUGAGGCUGGAGCCGGGCGAGACCAACCCGGUGUUCCUGCCUGGCGACAGCGAGGAGGCGUGGCUUCUGGCCAAGACGCAGGUGCGGGCCGCCGACUUCAUCCAGCACCAGUUCCACUUCCACCUGCUGCGCACGCACCUGCUGGCGGAGGCCUACGCCAUCGCCACGCUGCGCCACCUGCCCUCAGCCCACCCCCUCUACAAGCUGUUGGUCCCACACCUGCGUUACACCCUCCACGUCAACACUCUGGGCCGUGAGAGCCUGAUCUCUGAGGACGGAGCCAUCUCUAUGUACACAUCCACGGGCCGUGAAGGCAUGGAGGUGGUGAUGAAGAAAGCCAUGCAGGCUGUGAAAUACAGCGCCCUCUGCCUGCCAGAAGACAUCAUUGCACGUGGCCUGGAAGCAGUACCCAACUUCUACUACAGAGACGACGGACUGUUGGUGUGGAUCGCCCUCAACAAGUAUGUGGAGGGUGUCCUAGCGAUCUUCUACCCCUCAGAUGCAGAUGUGUCGUCAGACGAGGAGCUACAGGGCUGGAUUGAGGACAUCUACAAGCACGGCUUCCUGGAGCAGGCCAGCACAGGAAUCCCCAGUGUCUUCUCCUCUGUCAAAGAGGUCACCAAGUUUGUCACCAUGGUGAUAUUCACCAUGACAGCACAGCACUCUGCCUUGAACAGCGGUCAGUUUGAUUUUGGAGGCUGGCUCCCCAAUUGUCCAAACUCUCUUCAGUCCGGAGCCCCAUGCAGCAAGGACCAGAUCAGAGAGGCAGACCUGCUGCUGUGUCUGCCCGACGUCAACACCUCCGUCUGGGGCAUAGCGGGCGCCUGGCUGGCCAGCAAGAAGAGUGGAGACUUUGUGCCUCUGGCCCAGCACCCUGAGCAGUACUUUAGCAGUGAACCGGAGGUGCAGGGCUUGGUCGACCAGCUGAGAGAGGACCUGAAGGAGAUCAGCCAGAAGGUGCAGGAGAGGAACAAGGACCUCAAGGACCUGCCCUACACCUACCUGGACCCCGAGAACAUCGAGAACAGCGUCACUAUUUAACUCACCUGGACCCCGAGAACAUAGAAAACGGCGUCACUAUUU
Molecule: messenger RNA, 1917 nt
Organism: Engraulis encrasicolus (European anchovy)
Lineage: Eukaryota; Metazoa; Chordata; Actinopteri; Clupeiformes; Engraulidae
Product: hydroperoxide isomerase ALOXE3-like
Exons: 13
Coding region: 1-1875 (624 amino acids)
Biological process (GO): lipoxygenase pathway; linoleic acid metabolic process; arachidonate metabolic process
Molecular function (GO): protein binding; metal ion binding; oxidoreductase activity, acting on single donors with incorporation of molecular oxygen, incorporation of two atoms of oxygen
Source: RefSeq, a predicted model, not a curated record